GGGGAAAGGACUUCAUUCAGAUUGGAGACCAACGUACAAUUCCAUUGAAGCCCAAAUUGGUUUAUUUCAGUUCACUACAGAAGCAAAAGAUAAAUCUGCUGUGGAUGCAAACAUUCCCUCUAUAUACAUAUAUAUGGGAUUGGACAUAGGGGCAAGGUUUUCAAUUAGAAUUUCAAUGUUUUGCAACCCUGUCAACUUUAAGACAUUUGGAUUUCAAUUCCCAGAAUUCCCCAGCUAGCAUGCAUCCACACAUCUGAGGAACACUGGAUUAAAUGCAGCACAUCCUGUAUAUAGUAGUCAGGAAAGUACUAAGGAUAGAAUUAUGACCUAAAAGGGAAAUGUUACUAAAACAAUGGCACUUCUGACAAAACAAAAGGGGCAGUGUUCUAGGAAAUUUCUUUCUAAAAUGUUACUUUAUCUUAUCCUGUCCUUGUUUCCCAGAGCCUAGGUUCAUCUCCCAAUAUAUUUCCCCAGCUUAUCAGCAUUUCUGGGCCUACUAAAUGUUACAUACUGUACAUGGUAGUUAUAAAAGACCACAGUGACAGAACAUCAUGAAAUUAUGAGAAAGACACACUAUGGAGAAAGUGAAGGAAGAAUGGGUGUUUCCCUAUUUGCAUCUAAUCACGGUAUAAACAUGCCCUUGUAAGAAGAUCUUGCCAUAUUUGCCUGCCAAUCUCAUCCAUACUAGUGUUUCCCUUUAAAAUGCCAACAUCCAACAAUUGUAGGAUGUUCAAAAUUGUAUGGGUUGCCAGGUAGAAAGAGAGACUUUUACUGACCCUUCCAGGCUGAUGCAGGCUUCUCUAGCCCAGUCAGCCUCAUUUCAUGUUGUUCUGCUGCUGUCCCAUCAAGGAGAUGGGCAUAGGGGCACGUGAAACAUACAAGAAAACUGCUUGCCAGGAGUUGAAAUAGUGCAACAGAUUGAAUACUACAGUAAUGAAAUGUCAUUACAGGCUGAAACAGCAUUGAAAUGAUGAGAUCAGUCCCUGCCCUUGGCCAGAACAGGGAGGAAUCUGGAAGUUAGCAUUUGUUGAUCUAAAGAAAAAGAGAGGAAAGAAGCAAGCUGCUUUCCUGACUCCAGUAUAUUAUUAUUUUAUUUAACUCUGACCAUGACAAGAGUAGAAAAAGCGGCAGAGGAAAACACCUGGAGAUCUGCCCCAUCUUUUUUGAGCCACAGCGACUGGCAAAUGUUUCCCAGGGGCUGGCAAUGUGUCCAAUAAGGUGCAGCAAAGCUAGAAGAGUCAACAACUGUAACCACUUUGCUUAUCACAGCCUCCACCGCUGCAAAAUCAGCGGAGCCCCAUUUGGCAGGCGGGUCACAGAAAAAGGAAGGCAAAAUAUGAAUAAGGUACGAGGACAGCAUUCUUAAUGCCAGCUGAGCUUCCCAGCAAGUGAAGGGUUGAUCGCACUGGAAUUCAUCCAUGAAGAAAGCCCCAUAAAUCAACUGGUUGCUGCUUAGAAGUACAGUAUAAGCGAGACCAGGAUUAGUAAGUGUUACAAAGCGUUACAAUUAGGAUAGAAAAUUCUGGGCGCGAAAGACCACGCCCAGGAAGGCGCUUUAAUUAUUUUUCCUCCACCCAUUUUCUACACUUGCCGCAGAAAAGACUCAAGGUGACCCCAUCCUGGCCGGUGAAGGCGCCUUCUUCCCCGCCUUUUCACGCAGCACUACUCCACUGCCGCAUCUCGCUUCUGCGCUGCCCGCCGCCUAUUGGUCAUCCUUGGAUAGCCCCGAGUGAGCCGAUGUGAAGACUUGCCUCCUCAUCUGCAUAGCCUGAAAAACGUGCCGCUUCGAGCGCCUCCAUAGAAGAGACUACACUUCCCAGGAAGCUACUCGGCGAGCUACGCCGCGGCUUAGAGGCGCUGGGCAUCCCGGGAAGCGUAGUUGCUGUUAGUUUCUUCCGAACGCUGCUGAGUUGAAGCGUUAACUGAGCCGCGAGGGGGAGAGCGCGCGGCGGCGGUUGUUGGUAGCGGCUGAGAUGUUUCUUGCGCAGCUCCGAUGGCCGGCUUUUUUGAUCUUGCCCUUGCUGCUGGAUUGCCUGUGGUGGAAUGGCUGCGGGGCGGUGUGGAGGUAUAGAACAAGCAUUGGAACAUACAUGAUAUUUUCUACAAGAACUACUAUAUAUUUAGAAUAUGAAGGAACCACAUUUUCAAGAUGGGAUGUUCCAUCAUUUUGUACAGUAGGUGAUGCAACGAAAAAAGCAACAACACUGUUUUGUUCAGUUCCUGGUACUCAUAGGAUUCAACCAGUUACAGUUCCAGCAUCUGAUGAUGAGGAACGCUACUUAUCUAUCAAUGCAGAUGUGAAUUGUUUCUCAUGGUACAUUUAUCAAGAUGAAAACAGGUUACGGGAUACUGGUCCAACUCAGAUUAUAAAAUUAUGGUUAUAUGAUCCAGAAAAUGCAGACAAGAAGGAAAAGCUAAACAUUGCCACUUCACCACCAAUACUGAUGAGUGACAUGGAAUGGGCUUCAGAGGAUGAGAGGAAUAAGCGGCAGUGGACUCCUAUCCUCCAUCUUGAGUCUGCUGCUGCAGAGAAAACAGAGACAUUGGGCUGGCACAGAACAAGGAACUGGCCGUGGUUACAGGAUCUUGGCCAUUGGAGCCUUCAGUGGAUGGGCCGUUUGCUGUACUGGUAUUCUAGGUCCCUUAGCUGGCAGUUCUGGAAUUUGGGACAGGAACCUCGCAUUAGAACAUUAUUUAGAAGAACAGAAUAUUUCAGCAAAUCAUUUUAUAAUGGAGUAUGGAUGAUUGAAGUGCCUAGCCAAGCAAAUGAUAACAUGGCAAUCGUCCUUGACAAAACGGUGACUUUUCAGGAUUGUUUUGUUCAUGAUAUUCCUUUUACUAUUGCCCAGCCUAUGUAUAUAUUAGGCACAAAAACAGGAGUUUCUGUCACUCUUCCAGCUGGUAGUGAUGCCAUAAUAGAAUGGAGUGCGUGUUAUCCAAAAACAGCUGCCAUAGUGACAGUUGAUGGUAUCUUCUACACUAGCAAUGGAUUUUUAAAAGUAACAGAAAUAAAAUUUCCUCCAGACCUCGUACCAUCUGGCAUGAUUCACCAAGUCAAAGAUAUAGCUAUUCUUUUUCCAAAUGCCUUCAUUCUGAUUGGAAACGUGCUUUAUCAGGCAAGCGUAGACGAGAUUAUCAACAUGGGAGAGUUUUAUUUUCCACAUGUAAGAAUUAUUGGAACACAAAGCAAAACUUGGUGUGCUGAUGACUAUCCUUUGACUGAGAGAAAAUUAAGUGAAAUAAUUAUAUGGUCAGAAGAUGAAGUUUUUCUUGGAUAUCCUGAGAAUGAAUUUCAUCCAUUGAUAGCUGUAGGACUGUUAAGAGAAAAAUUAAAAUUACAAAGAACUGUUAAUCUAUUAAUAGUAUCUGCUUGCUAUGACUCACUUUCUGCUACAAUUGCAAUAUUGCUAGAAUGCACUGGCUGUACAAGCAAAAAGAUAUUAUACCUAGCUGCCUAUAAAGAAGAUACAGCUGAAUGGAUCCUGAGAGACUUUACCCUAGGUUUGCCCACUGUUGGUGCCAUUCAUAUGGAAGUCACACUUUCAGUAUUAACAUCCAUGGUAUUGUGGGAUGAUGACACAGUUUUCUAUACUUACAAAAACCAUAGACACUAUGGUUAUCUUCAUGAAUCUGGUACAAAAAACAAAUUUUCAGCAGUGUCUGAAGGAUCUGCAAUUCAUCAAAUUAUUAUUGAUUACAGUGGAAAUGCCAUAAUAAAGCUGAAAAAUAAUGCUCUGUUUUUCUUCAAAUUUGAAGUGACAGAUGUUAUAAAGCUUACUGCUUGGGAAAGUAAUGAUAAAAAGUUUAUAUUCUUUUUUAAUCCUUCUGCAGAUAUAUAUUUAAUGACAAUCAAUGGCACAAAUAUAAGCCGCCAGGUAUAUCCAUUGAAAUUGGAAGUGCUUAGUGCUGCAUCAAAAUUGAACGACGUUUGCCCAUAUAUAUCAUUUGAACAAAAUUUGAAUCUCGGUAUUCGUUAUGUAGACAUGGGAGACAAAGUGACAUUUUGGGGUCAGAUAGUAUUUUUAGAAAAUAAUGGUUUAUCAGUGGAUGUUGAAAUUUACAGGCCAGAACUGUUGAAGACUAAAGACCUUAUCAAUUAUGAAAUAGCUCGUGGAAUCUGCACUAAAAAUAAGACUGUAACGUUUUAUCAUGAAAGGGAUUAUUCAGAACUGUCUGAUUAUCGAACUCAGAUAGCAUUAUCUCAGGGCAUCAUGUCAUUUGAAUUUCAGCCUUCAGAAUCUGGAAAAACAUGCUUAUCAAAAAGCCAGCUUUCUCACAUACGUGUUGGUUGUCCUCCAUGGAAAAAAAUAAUUGUAAGCAAGAAACCCACAAAAUGUGAGAAUUAUACCUUCACUAUACCGCGGAAAUAUCUCAGAGACAAAGGCGAUAAAGGAAACAUGGAAGUAAUAUUUGAUAUAGAAAAAUAUGGCUGCCCAUUACAGAGCCAUUAUACUCAAGACUUUUAUCCUCAAGUUGAGAUGUAUAAGGAUCACCAGACUCUCAUACCAGUUGAGGCAAACUAUAUAUUGUGGGAGAUGAAUGGGAGGACUGACUUUUACUACAGGGCAACUAUGGAAAAGGUCCGUUGUUUAAAUACUGCACAGAGUUGGAAUCAGAUGAUUAAAAUAUACAAUAAAACAAUCAAAACAAUUGAAGAUGUAGAUGAAAUAUGGGGACCUCAUAAUUACAAGUCCUGUUUUAAAAAAAGACCAGAAAAAUUAAGGAAACUGGAUAAAAAAUAUGAAAUCUUAAAUAGUUCUGGUUUGAACUUUUUAACUUGGCCUCAGUAUACUAGUACUUAUAUGUUCAAGCUGACAAUACUGGAUCCAAAUUUCAGUUUUUGUAAUUUGUCUACAUAUUUUGCUGUCCAGACCUUUGGCAUCAUUGAAAGACCAGGUUGGAUGUAUGUUGCUGGUUGGGCCACCUUGGUAGUGACUUUAUUUUGGGGAUUCCUCAUCUUCAGCUACUUCAGAUAUGUGAAGAUAUUUCGGGCAUUCCCUUUUGUUGAUCCCCUGAUAUCACUUAGGCCAGAUGUCACUGAAGAAAAAACAGAUGAUCAGGAGAAGAAAGAUUAAUUUAUCACAUUGGAUGAAAUAAUAUUUCUAUGAUUAACUAUGUUUAGCUAUGAAAAAUGUUGUUCAUUUUUUUUACUUUUCCAGGAGUUAAUACAAUCUUAAAAUUACCUUUCAUUAUUAUUGUGGAUUUUAAACUUUAUUUUGAGAUGAUGUUUGCCUGCCAUAGGUCAUCUUUAACCAUCCAGAGCACCCUUUAAAAAUUUAAAUUUCAAUUCCUAGAUUGUUGGCUAUGCAUUUGGGCAGUACUUAGGUUGGACAAGGCAAUCAUAUUUCGUUUUUUCUAACUUUUUUUUAAGCAAACCUUCCUAUUCUUUAACAGAAGUACUAACAUAAAGGAUAACUAGUAUAAAUGGAAAGAUUACAUUACUAUAUGCAUUAAAUAGUCAUUAAGUUAUAACAUCUAUGCACCUUUUCUGUGUUGCCAAAAGGAAGUGCUCCAAGUCAAUUUAAAAUAUGAAGAGCAGUCCAAUUUAAUGCAAUAAAGAAUAUUUAACCUCAUUUUAAUAUAUGUCAAAUUGUCUGCACUUACCAUAUGUAAGUAUCCAUAAAAAAAGUCAAAAUAAAAUUCAGUUAAGUGAUUGAAUACUUGUGGAAGUUUGUUUUCAGCAUUUUAAGUAAAAUAUAAGUGCAUAGCGUUUAUUGAUUUACAGAUAUAUUUUACUAUCUGUGUAAUAUAUCUAAGCCAGAGCAUGUGGUAUUUGAAUG
Messenger RNA from Crotalus tigris (Tiger rattlesnake), 5780 nucleotides. It is a transcript of the gene CATSPERE, whose product is annotated as catsper channel auxiliary subunit epsilon. NCBI's taxonomy places the organism in Eukaryota, Metazoa, Chordata, Lepidosauria, Squamata, Viperidae. The record is from RefSeq and is a predicted model, not a curated record. Gene Ontology annotation, biological process: flagellated sperm motility; sperm capacitation. The coding region runs from base 1974 to 5075 and encodes 1033 amino acids. The transcript has 23 exons. Gene Ontology annotation, cellular component: sperm principal piece; CatSper complex.